Pogona vitticeps (central bearded dragon) is the source of this 2333-nucleotide messenger RNA. The record is from RefSeq and is a predicted model, not a curated record. NCBI's taxonomy places the organism in Eukaryota, Metazoa, Chordata, Lepidosauria, Squamata, Agamidae.
GGGCGGAGUGGACGAGCGAGCAAAUAAAUUGCGUCGGUGCGCGCAGCGUAGAUGGUCUCGCGUCUUGUUUGCGAAACAUAAUCCAGAAGGCGGCUGCAGUCACAAAAAAAAAGCCAAAAUGUCCAAGGGUCCAGCUGUAGGCAUUGAUCUGGGGACCACCUACUCCUGUGUGGGUGUCUUCCAACAUGGCAAGGUGGAGAUCAUCGCCAACGACCAAGGCAACCGGACAACCCCCAGCUACGUGGCCUUCACAGAUACGGAGCGCCUCAUCGGGGAUGCUGCCAAGAACCAAGUGGCCAUGAAUCCUACCAACACAGUCUUUGAUGCCAAGCGCCUGAUCGGCCGCCGUUUCGAUGACCCUGUGGUCCAUUCCGACAUGAAGCACUGGCCUUUCCAUGUGAUCAAUGACGCCGGCCGUCCCAAAGUGCAGGUGGAGUACAAAGGGGAAUCAAAGACCUUCUACGCAGAGGAGAUCUCGUCUAUGGUCCUCACCAAGAUGAAGGAAAUUGCAGAGGCUUACCUGGGCAAGACCGUCAACAAUGCUGUGAUUACAGUCCCAGCUUAUUUCAACGACUCCCAGAGACAAGCCACAAAAGACGCCGGCACUAUCGCAGGCCUGAACGUCCUCCGUAUCAUCAAUGAACCCACAGCAGCUGCCAUAGCUUACGGGUUGGAUAAAAAGGUAGGCGGGGAACGCAACGUGCUCAUCUUCGACCUGGGUGGCGGCACCUUUGACGUCUCCAUCCUGACCAUCGAGGACGGCAUCUUUGAGGUGAAGUCAACUGCUGGGGACACCCACUUGGGUGGUGAAGAUUUUGACAACCGCAUGGUGAACCACUUCGUGUCCGAGUUCAAGCGCAAGCACAAGAAGGACAUCACGGACAACAAGCGGGCGGUGCGGCGGCUGCGCACGGCCUGCGAGCGGGCGAAGCGCACCCUCAGCUCCUCCACCCAGGCUUCCAUUGAGAUCGACUCCCUCUAUGAGGGCAUUGACUUCUACACGUCCAUUACCCGGGCCCGUUUUGAAGAACUGAAUGCUGACCUCUUCCGUGGUACUCUGGAGCCCGUAGAAAAAGCCUUGCGUGAUGCCAAGCUGGACAAGGCCCAGGUCCACGACGUUGUGCUCGUUGGGGGCUCGACCCGCAUCCCCAAGAUCCAGAAGCUCCUGCAGGAUUUCUUCAACGGCAGGGAACUUAACAAGAGCAUCAACCCUGACGAAGCAGUGGCUUAUGGAGCAGCGGUCCAAGCUGCCAUCCUCUGUGGGGACAAGUCUGAGAAUGUCCAGGACUUGCUGCUCUUGGAUGUCACACCCCUCUCCCUGGGUAUCGAGACGGCCGGCGGGGUGAUGACAGCCCUGAUCAAGCGGAACACCACCAUCCCCACCAAGCAGACCCAGACGUUCACCACUUACUCUGACAACCAGCCAGGAGUGCUGAUCCAGGUGUACGAGGGAGAGCGUGCCAUGACCAAAGACAAUAACUUGCUAGGCAAGUUUGAGUUGACAGGGAUUCCUCCCGCUCCGCGCGGCGUCCCCCAGAUUGAGGUCACCUUUGACAUUGAUGCCAACGGCAUCCUCAACGUCUCGGCCGUGGACAAGAGCACCGGCAAGGAGAAUAAGAUCACCAUAACCAACGAUAAAGGCCGUCUUAGCAAGGAGGAGAUUGAGCGCAUGGUGCAAGAGGCGGAGCAAUACAAAGCUGAAGAUGAAAUCCAGAGGGAGAAGAUUGCGGCUAAGAACUCCUUGGAGUCCCUGGCGUUCAACAUGAAGAGCACGGCGGAGGACGAGAAGCUCAAGGACAAGCUGUCCCCGGAGGACAAGCAGAAGAUCCUGGACAAGUGCAACGAGGUCAUAGCCUGGCUGGACAGGAACCAGAUGGCAGAAAAGGAUGAGUACGAGCACCAGCAGAAGGAGCUGCAGAACGUUUGCAACCCCAUCAUCACGAAGCUAUACCAAGGGGCUGGAGGCAUGCCGGGGGGGAUGCCUGGGGGCUUCCCAGGAGCAGGAGGAGCUGGGAGCGGCUCUUCAGGCCCCACCAUUGAGGAGGUGGAUUAAGAGCCUGCUCCUCAACCCCCUGCACGGUUGUAGAGGGUGGGGAAGACUUGCAGGCUGUCUUGGGCUUCUGUCUGAUCCUGCUUCACUUGAAUUGCCUCCUUUAUACCUCUUUAAGUUUGCCCAAAUGAGGCUUCUUUGGUUCUCUUCUCUCUCUCUCUGCCUUCCCCACCUUCCUUUGUUUUUCUGCUCUGUUGAUGGAGUUGGGCAUGUCUCCUUGCUACCAAACUGACACUUAGCAGGAUGUUCACAUCAAUAAAUUAUUGCACUUUGGUCGUCCGGC